Plasmopara halstedii is the source of this 189-nucleotide messenger RNA. RefSeq lists its product as uncharacterized. Bases 1 to 189 code for a protein of 62 amino acids. Lineage: Eukaryota; Oomycota; Peronosporomycetes; Peronosporales; Peronosporaceae. The record is from RefSeq and is a predicted model, not a curated record. The transcript has 2 exons.
AUGCAGCGUGAGGCAUUUUACAAUAGUGGACUCGUUGUUUUUUCGCCUAAAUUUAAUAUGUCCAAUAUAGAAUUGCACUCAAAUAAGCAGUGCUUAUUUAAAACAGUAGGCGACCAGCACAAAAAAGCGGAUAAUGUGCUUCGUUCGCACGCGAAGCUAGGCUUGAACUUUGGAUCAUUGGGUUUGUAG